AAAUAAGUAUAUUUAGUUACUGUGUGUAUAUAUAGAUAUAGUUUUACUGCAUGUGUGUAUAAGUUACUCUGUGUAUGUAUAUAUAUACAUAUAUAUAGUUAUUCUAUUUGUAUUUUAAAGACUAAAGGUGUAUUUGUUUCGGGAACUGGAUGGGCUCUGAACAAAGUAGCCUCCCAGCUGGUGCCCCAGGCAGCAGUCUGCGAUCCCAGCGUGAUGAAGACAUUCCAUAUACAACAUAUUCAAUAAGCAAACCCAUCGAUGGAGUGCCAAAAUCUCCUAAUUCUAGUGAUGAUGAAGAGUCGCCACGAUCUUCCCCUCGCUCUCUCAACAGACAGCGGCAGGUUCACAGGGGCGAACGUCAGAGUACACCGAAGCAUGACAUUGUAAUUGUGGCUGAAGGUGGACCGCUACAGAAGGACCCUGAUCCUGAACAGACCAAGCUGAAUGCCAUCCCUGUCUUUCAACCUGUGCUCAAGAGAUCGAUCAAUGGGGGUCGAGGAGAAAUGGAAUACAUUGACAAACUGGACCACCGCCAGGUGCUGUUGCUCUGUCUCCGUUACCAGCAGCACUUGAAGCAGUUGUCAGAAGCUGUUGCUUUUGAUCAGAAUGCUCUCUGUAUCCGAGUUAAAGAGAUUGAUUACAUGAUGCAUGUGUUAUUGAACUCUCUCACGGACAGACAGAGGAAGUAUGCCAAGUAUACGGAACAGUUUCAGCGCGUCAGUGAAACACUGUCCAUUUUGAAUCGCAUCAAAGGCUCUAUAGACAAUAUAAUUCCAAAGAUGGAGCGUCUGAACCAGAUGCUGCCGGAAACUGAACAGCUUGAACCAUUCACUAUGAAAUCCUUACCAUCAAAUUAAUCCAAUCUAAUCCAAUGUUUUUUCAAACUCUGUAUUUAUUUUGUUGCUAACUCUAGUUUAUUGGUGCCAUUUCUGUUGUGCUGUUUUGUAACACAGCUUAUAAAAUCUAAACAAAUAUGAGCUAAGAGUAAUAAUUAUGUUGUUCAACUACAUGCUACUGGCAGGGAGCUGAACAACAUAGGCAAAUACAGGUAUAUCAGAUACCAUACAACAUAAAAUCUUGAUUUAUUAAAAUUAUCUCCACCCCUAGAGGAUGUAUCAUAAAAUUGCCAAAUUGCAAUUAUAUAUAUAUAUAUAUAUAUAUAUAUAUAUACACCCAUGCUAGCAUGGAAG
Molecule: messenger RNA, 1190 nt
Organism: Octopus sinensis (East Asian common octopus)
Lineage: Eukaryota; Metazoa; Mollusca; Cephalopoda; Octopoda; Octopodidae
Product: BLOC-1-related complex subunit 5
Exons: 5
Coding region: 150-857 (235 amino acids)
Biological process (GO): organelle transport along microtubule; positive regulation of anterograde synaptic vesicle transport; lysosome localization
Cellular component (GO): BORC complex; cytoplasmic side of lysosomal membrane; synaptic vesicle membrane
Source: RefSeq, a predicted model, not a curated record